CUGCACGUCACCCCACCUUUCCUGUACCACCCCUCAGAAAACCCAGAGGUAUGUUGUUGACGGCAAAGUAUCUCCGCUAGACUGGGAGCAGACGUCCAUAUCUUCCCUCCUGCUGCAGUAGUGCCCUUCUUAUCGGCCAUUCUGUUUCUGUUGGAGAUGGUCCCAAUGGAGAACUUUCCUGAGGUUGGAACGAGGAAAGCCAUCAGAAAUCCGACAGUGUUGCUAACGAAUGCAGGGAAUCCAAUCAUCUCUGAAAUAUUCCGAGUAGCUGAAUUUGAGGCACUCAAGGCAUGUCAUCGUGUCUGUCGAACGUGGCGACGGGUCGCUACAGGAUUCUUGUUCUAUAGAGUUGUUCUUCACAGAGAAAACUCGGAGCAUUUCAGCGCAAGCCUCGGGCGAGACAACCUGUCUGUAUUAGGUAAAGUCUUGUCCAUUGGUCGGGCAGACGAUACAGGCGGUGAUCUGUCGAAUUUGAUUCGUUCCCAUCGAUGCCUGCAGCAAUCAACGGUACAACCAACAAUCGCUGUUGUUCACCAGGUCCGUGAACGACUCUUUACAACCUCACUUACGGGUAUGGACUUCUCGAAAUUCUUUAAAUCUGCCGGCUCUCCAUGAAAUUCGGCUCACUACCAAGGAACUGCCGUAUCCACCCUUGCUCCUCUUCUUUGAACUCAGGCCGCAAGCAGAGGAAAAGGAAUGUAAGAGACAAUUAGCGAUUGAAACAAUGUCAGCUUUGAGUAGCAGAAGUAGCUAAAAAAAAUGCAAGCAUACUCCCUUUAGCUG
Molecule: messenger RNA, 783 nt
Organism: Aspergillus japonicus CBS 114.51
Lineage: Eukaryota; Fungi; Ascomycota; Eurotiomycetes; Eurotiales; Aspergillaceae
Exons: 1
Coding region: 157-615 (152 amino acids)
Molecular function (GO): protein binding
Source: RefSeq, a predicted model, not a curated record